AUGCUUGUGUUAAAAAAAUGGGCAGAAGACGAAGGAGACCAGCCGGAAGAACCGUCUUCAUCUGAGGCAUCAGAGAAAAGAUACCGGGAGCCUACUCCUUCCAAGACGACCAGGACUCUGAAGAAGUUCUGCCCCAAUCCGUCAACUCCAACCGGCACAAAAACGCAAAGAACCAUUACAGAGGUAAGGUCAGCCAGGUGUAUAAAGGAGCCUUUCUCUUGGUGGAAACAGACUCCAACAGAUUCACACACUGAGAUCUUUGUCACAAACGGCCGGAUUUCCUCCAGGAAGAUGGAAACGCCGCUCAAACUCUGCAUCAUUCUCAUCAUUUUCUCCUCAGCAUCGGCUCAGACCCCCACCUCAGUGACCAGCAGCCAGAAUGCUACUGUAACAAACACCACCACGACCCAGAACACAAACGCAAUUAACAACUCGACUGUUUCUGUUACUUCAAACAUGGCAACAAACCAGAGUACAACCCUCUCAACUCCAGCUAACUCAACGACAAACAUGACCACGACCCUGAGCCCAAACUCAACAACUGCUUCAAACCUGACCACAACUCCCAGUACAAACUCAACAUCAACAGUCAAUAAUGUCACAGGUACAUCCACCGUCAACCUGACCACAACUCCCAACACAAACUCAACAUCAACAGUGGAUGUCAAUGGUACAUCCACCGUCAACCUGACCACAACUCCCAGUACAAACUCAACAGGCAAUAAUGUCACAGGUGCUUCUACUGUGAACCCAACCGCUACUUCAAGCACUACAAGCACAACCCCAACAAUGACACAGAGGCCCAACCCCACCACAAACCCAUCGACCAGCCUUACAACCAGCACUGCCUCCAGCGGCGACAGCAGCGGCGACAGCAGCGGCGGCGGCAGCGGCGGUGGGGUUCCUGGAUGGGCCAUUGCCCUGCUGGUUCUGGCUGCUUUGGUUCUACUGCUGCUCCUCCUGUUUCUUAUCGCUCUGCUGGUGUGGUUCUGCUGCUGCAGACACAGAAGCAGCUUCAGUCCCUAUGCAAACCUGAACAACAUGGACAACGUCCCGAUGUACACCACCCACACCCGGUUCGUUGGGACCAAUGCUAGAGAACAAGAAGACCUGGGGAAGCACAUGAACCGGCGGUCCGGCUCGUACACCAUCACCUCGUAGUGAAACGUCACGACAUCAGGAGAAGGGACACCUCAGAUUGCAACGUUUUUACAUUUCAUUAAUUAUAUGGCUGAAACUUCAAAAUUAUGCUGAUUUUUGUUUAUUAUCUGCUGAGAACUGCAGCAGAAAAUCAAAAAAUUUUCCUUUUAACAAUGUUAGUGUAGAUGGGCCCAGUCUAUGAUGCCUCGCCUGAUCUUUGGUUUUAUCUCACAUAAAUGGAAGAAGAGCCCAGCGAUCAAAAACCCACCGUUUUCUACAACACAUGGAUUUGGUUUAAAAUGUUACUUUUAACCUUGAUUUUAAAUCUCAUAUAUGAUAAUCUUACAGAACAGGGAAACUCCUCCUGGAAGCAUUAUUGUAAUUUAUAAAUAAUCUGACCCACAAUAUUGACCCGAUUCUUUUAUUCAGCUCUAAAGUACCUCUGAGCAGACUCUAAAACUAUUAUUUUUUUAAAGUUAAACUUAAUAAAGUCUAAAGCAGGAUGAAAAAGACAAGGAAACAUCAGAGAUUCAUAUAAAACAAAGAAUAAAAAGAAAAAAGAUCCAUCACUUAGAAACCUCUCUUUUUGUUUUACAUCUUAGACACAUGAAGUUCUCAGAUAAUCUAAAGUCAGCAGGUGGAUAAAUGGG
Molecule: messenger RNA, 1790 nt
Organism: Cyprinodon tularosa
Lineage: Eukaryota; Metazoa; Chordata; Actinopteri; Cyprinodontiformes; Cyprinodontidae
Product: putative GPI-anchored protein pfl2
Exons: 5
Coding region: 1-1161 (386 amino acids)
Source: RefSeq, a predicted model, not a curated record